AUGAUAUCCUCCAACACAGACAGGCCAAAGCCCGCAACGGCUAAAUGGGGUGCUGCUUGUUCACAGUGCUCUACAGCGAAAGCCAAGUGUAUACGGUCAAAUAACACGCCUGGAUCAAAGUGCGAUAGAUGUGAACGACUAGUCAAGAAUUGUACAGAGCAGGUUCAUCGACCCCGGAAAAAGAGAACUGUCAAACCAUCACGAACUGCUCAGAUAGAAGAGAGACUAAAUGGAUUAGUCAAUCUUCUCAAAGCAGGUGGCCUCACCAACGCCGAUCUUGCAACAGACACUACUUGCAUCCCAACUGAGGUUGACCCUACCACUGCUGACCAAAGGAAGCCUUCGACGAAAGAGAGAGAUUCUUCACUCUCUCCUGAGACAAUAGAUUGGUCAAUACCUGAUACUUACAACUCGUAUGCUCCUCCACAAUGUAUUUGCAGACAGGCCAGUGGGGUGGCCCCCCCUCCUCCGGCCUCAGAUGAGGAGCUCUUGAAGCUCUAUCGAAAAGAGUUGCAGGCUCUUCACCCGUUCGUCAUUAUCCCCGAUGGUGUCACAGCAGCAAAGCUCAAGACGGCGCGGCCUUUCCUCAUGUCAGCUAUCCGCAUGGUUACGUCUUAUCGCAGCCUAAAGUCGAUGAGGGCCCAGAUGUAUCAUCUGAUGAAGUACAUAGCAGACCACAUGCUUAUCCGCUCCGAGCGAUCCUUGGACCUAUUGCUUGGAAUCGUUGUCAUAAUUGCAUGGUAUAAGUAUCACUGCUUCAUGCAUGCACAGCUAAACAACUUGAUUGCCUUGGCCUCUACUCUCGUGGGCGAGUUGGGCUUGCACCGCAGUCCGAGUGUUCUCGAACGGACCAGCUUGAUGGUCGUGACACCAUUCCAACCAGCAGAAAGGACCAACGAGGAGAGGAGAGCCUUGCUAGGAGUGUGGAUGUCUCUUGGGUUCUUACGGAUAGAACCGAUGCGGUAUACCAAAUACAUACAACAAUGUCUGGCUGUUCUUGAGCAGGAAAGGGAGUACGACACGGACAUGCGCCUCGUGACGCUCGUGAGGGUCCAGCACUUGACGGAGAGGAUUGCACAACUCAAUGCUCCAGAUGACCCGGCGGAAGAAGUUGUUGGUCUACCAGCAGCACCAUUAUCAGCCUACGUUUCUGCGUUCCAUGGUGAGCUCGACAGAAUCCGAAAUGGGUUGUCUCCUGAGCUUCAAAACGACAACGCCCCUAGGAUUGUCUCCAUGUCAGAGUCAUUAACAUCUCCCACAUUGGGGGCUGCUUCAGCUCUCGACAUCUUUUACCAGUCAAGAAACGCCUUAAAGAAGUUCUUCGAUGAUUGGCUUACGGUCCCGAUCCCAGAGUUUUACAAUCAGACAACAUCAGUAGUUGCACAACUUGUUUACGGGAUGACAAUGCUUGGUCGCUGGGCCAAAUACACUGCCCCGAUUCCUUUGACAAAGGCUACUACACCGAUGCCCAAGGACACAAGCGCACGAGACCCCCAUGAUGAGAUUUACAAGGCAGACUCGGCAUAUUCGGCGAGUGUUAGCCCAUCAGUUGCAACACCGUCAGUGACGACGGGAAGAGAUUCCCAUGAAACCAGCCCGAUCUCACUCCGGGAGGGUACAGACCCGAGGUUACCAGCUGCUGUGGCCUCUCUUCGGUCACAGAUCCAAACCCAAGCAGGACUCUCCCUUGACAUCACCGGGAUACUAUCAGCGAUCUGCGCACGGUUUGAAGAGGCCAAUGCAUCAUUCCAGAUGGCGUCAACCGAACCUGGUUCUUCGGAUCACAACCUCUGGAGCAUGAGCGCCAUCAAAGUUAAGAUUACAAGGGCAAAAUUAGAAAGAUGGGCCGAGAUCGUCGCUGCUGGGACAGAGGCGCUCAAGAUACAUGAUGAGGCCCGAGACACGGAUAUGGUGGACCUUAACAUGAGCGAAACCGGACAAACUGCUGGCGCUGACGCUGUGGCAUCAUUGGGCGAUGGCUCGAACACAGUGUUUGCCAUGCCAGACUGGAAUCCGGAAGCACAGUGGGCUUCUGAAGUGCUGCAGGGGGUUGAUCCGUCGAUAUGGUUUGAUGGAUAUUUAGACUGGAGUGCUAUCGUCAUGAACUCAAUGGGUAAUUUCGAGCAAUAA
Fusarium subglutinans is the source of this 2130-nucleotide messenger RNA. RefSeq lists its product as uncharacterized. Gene Ontology annotation, biological process: regulation of DNA-templated transcription. Gene Ontology annotation, molecular function: transcription cis-regulatory region binding; zinc ion binding; DNA-binding transcription factor activity, RNA polymerase II-specific. The record is from RefSeq and is a predicted model, not a curated record. Gene Ontology annotation, cellular component: nucleus. Lineage: Eukaryota; Fungi; Ascomycota; Sordariomycetes; Hypocreales; Nectriaceae. The transcript is spliced from 5 exons. The coding region runs from base 1 to 2130 and encodes 709 amino acids.